AUGGCAUCCUCUGAUGAACGCGGCAUGAAGCGGUUUAGUGGUGAUGACGGCGAUGAUGCCGGGAAACAGCUGCGCAAGUUCAAGAACUGGGCAGAAGCGAAGCUUGUCACCAUGAAGGACAUGUCUGACAAGCAGAGAGGCCCAUGGAUCUACACCCUCUUGGAUGGUCGUGCCCUCGAGGCAGUUGAACACUUGACCCUAGAGAAUCUCAUGAAGGAGACUGGUGCUGAUCAUCUCUGGAGACUUCUUGGGGCCCGAUUCCCGGAGAAGGAGUCCGAGGAUCAGAUGGGAGAGGCUCUGGGUGAGGUGUUUGGCUUGUGUGCCAAAGACCAGGAAACCAUGCAGCAGUGGUCUGCCCGGGUCAACGAGGUCCUUCAGAAGUGUAUCAGAAAGGCCAAGGUGGAGUUCCCAUCGCAAGCGCAAGGGUGGAUCGCCUUGAACUGUGCCGGACUGAGCGAGGAGCAAAAGGCCAUAGUGAAGGCCAAGACCCAAGGGAAGCUCGAGAUCGACACGGUCACGGCGGCUCUUCGGUCAUGUUUUCCUCAGUACCGGGCGAGCGCAUCAAAGGCGCGAAGGCCAGUGAGUACUUACUUGGCUGAAGCAGAUGAGGCAGGUAUCCCGGAAGAUGACGGAGACAGCUUUCAGGAUGUGGAAGCGUUCCUCGCUGAUCACGGUCUUGAAGCUGGGCAAGAAGAAGCUGAAGAGUUUCAAGAAGAGGAAGCUGCCGAAGCACUAGCAGCCACCUGGAAGGAGCGCCGAAAGGAGAUGAGCAAGCUACAACAACGCCGUGGCUUCCAUCGAGGCGCGCCUGAUCAGGCAAAGCGCAGCUUCAGGAUCGAAGAAGAGUACUCCUUCGUUGGUGCCGUUCAGGUCGAGCCCAGCGAGCACGAGCCCAGCGAGCAGUUCUACGUGGCCACGGACCAGCCGGACUUUGAGAACCUGGGUGCUGGCCUGGUGUCAUCACCGGGCUUCGGAGUCAUUGACUCCGGGUGUGGUCGCACUCUGAUUGGCAAGGACACAUUGCAAACCAUGACAGAUCUUCUUCAAAAGUACGGCGAUCGCAGACCCCAGAUCUAUGAGAGCAUCAGCACUUUCAGGUUUGGCAAUGGUCAGACGGAAACCUCGACCUCAGCGGUCAGGAUCCCGGUGGGCAUUGCCAAGAAGGUGGGCCUCAUCGAUGCGGCCAUUAUCGAAGGCAAAGCUCCUCUUCUUUUAGGCCGUCCAACGCUGGAACGACUCAAUGUGGUUCUGGACUUCAAGGCUAAGGAGAUGGGCUUCCUGGCGCAUCCCGAUGCAGUGCCCAUGUUCACCAAUGAUGCUGGACAGCUCCUGAUCAACCUCCUGGAUUUUCCGACGCCAUCCACCUCGAGAACCGUCAAGAAGCAGCAUGGACGUGCUGAAAGUCAAACAGCCGUGGCAGAGCUCUUCUGCCCACCACGUUUCGCAGAGGCAGCACGGGCCACGUCUGUUGCUUUUGCGGAGCCCAUAGACUGGGAAGCGCUUGCUUGUGAGUGUUUGGUUGGGGAUGAGCAGCCACAACCAAACGCAGCGGCGGCUGAACCGGACCCGGCCGAAGUGCGCCGAGUCAACCAGGCUCUGAAACGUUUGCAUUCCAAUUUGGGCCACCCUUCGGAACGAGAGCUGUUGCGCAUUCUUCGUCACAGUAAGGCUUCCCCGCUAGCUCUUCAAAGAGCAACACUGUUGGAGUGUUCCGUGUGCGCAAAUCAGCGUCGACCGAAUGCCCCGUUGCCGGCAAAUGCCUCACGGGUUGCAGAGUUUAACCAGAAAGUAGGCCUUGACGUAAAAUAUUUACCAGGGUGGCAAGAAGGACAGAAGAUCCCCUUUGUUAACAUGGUUGACUAUGCAACUUCGCUUCAGGUUGUCACCCCAAUAUUUAAGCGGGAAACUGGGGAGUUGCUUAGAGCGGCCGUUCGUGAUAGGUGGCUACCAUGGGCUGGACCCCCUGAAGCUAUUGCACUUGACCCCGCUAAGCCCAACGUAGGUGAAGUGUUUGGGGACUUCUUGUCAAAUCAGGGCAUCAACGUAGAGCAGACCGCUACAGGUUCUCCGUGGCAGUUGGGAAAGGUUGAGCGUCAUGGGGGUUGGUUACAGAGCAUUUUGCAACGUGUGCUAGAUGAAAUUAGGCCCACUAGUCAGGAAGAGUAUCUCACGUGUGUUGUGCAAGCACAAUCAGCCAAGAACACUCUCCUUACUGAGGCCGGAGCAAGCCCCUAUCAACUCGUGUUCGGACGCAAUCCAAGGGUUCCCACAGACCUCCUGCAAGAGCAGCCCCACUUGGCAGCUUCCGACGCAGUGGAAGCAGAUCCCCUCAUGAGGCAGGCACAUACAGUGCGACAGGCAGCACGCCGUGCCAUGCUUCAGUGCCAGGAUGACCGUGCUUUGCGCGCGGCCCUUCGGGCCAGACCUCGGGUGCAUCGUGUGUUCCGGUCCGGAGAUUGGGUUUACUACUGGCGCACACAGAAGUCAGUAGAAGGGUCUAGGGUUGAAGGGGGUAGAUGGUAUGGGGCGGCUAUGGUUCUAGGCAACAUUGGGAAGAACUUAGUGGUAGCACACAAACGGUCCAUCAUGCGAUGUUCGCCGGAGCAAGUUCGACCCGCCACGGCAGACGAAGCCACUGUAGCUGAUUUUCCAGAGAACGAGCUGCUAGGGAUCAAGAACCUACUUGAAAAGGGCCAGUUUCCCCGCAGUCAGUUCAUUGACCUAGUCAAUCAACCCGAUGCCCCAGUUCCCCUUGAAGCUGACGUAGACAUAGGGCAUCCCUCAGAACACCCCCCUAAUGUAGCUUUGGAUGCAGCACGGGUGUUGGAAAAUCAGCGACCACCUCGCCUGCAGCAGAUUUUGCCAGAGCGGCCACCGCUACCGCCAGAUUCUGGGCCAAGUUUUCCAUCAGUUCCUGCAGUCCCUCCCGAGAAUCCUCCAGAGGAGAAUCCGCCGGUCUAUGGACCUCAGAGACGUGUUCCACGCAAGACCAAUCCUCAACAACUGUGGAUUAGGCCUGCCGAUACGCAGCCUGAAGAUUUCCUGGAGUUGAUGCAAGAAGUUGUUCCCAGACUCAUUCAGGAUCUUGAUCGGUCAGCCUCGGGUGCCUCAGCGGCCCCAACGUCUAGUGGAUCCAGCAUCAGCCCCAGGAGUCACAGUGCCAAACGUGAGGCCAGUCAAGAGCCUCCUGAAGCUCCUGCAUCCUCCCGUCCUCGUCCGGAUGAUACAGAUGAAAUCCUGUGUGCUGAAUACAUCCAGUCUCACGAGCAUUUGCAUAACAGUCAUGUGGAAGUCCUCAUGGCAGCCUUCCUGCAGAAACGGAUGCAAAAGGAGCUGCCUGUGACAGGCAACGAGCCGGCUUUGCAAGACCGCAUUGAGGAAGCCAAGAGCCUAGAGUGGGAAACCAUUCAGGGCAAGUCUGCAAUGCGUGUGUGGCGUGGAGCCAAAGCUCGGGAGAUCAGGCAAAAGUUCCCAGAUCGGUUCAUCGGAACAAGGUUUGUCGUGACCAAUAAGGUCGAAGAUCAGGAUGAACGUAUCAAAGCACGCCUGUGUCUCCAGGGCCACAAGGACCCUGACUGGGGUGCCAAGAUCGCGUCAGGCGAGUGUCACUCACCGACUCUCAGUGGUUUAGGUAGGGCCUUGUUGCUUCAACUGCUUGUGUCCAACCAUUGGGUCAUGAAUCUCGGUGACAUUCGUGGCGCUUUCUUAGAAGCCGGUCCCCUGCCUGAACGCUAUCGUCCUUUGUACGCAGAGCUACCAGAGGGAGGAAUCCCUGGACUGGAAAGCAGUGCCGUGCUAGAAAUAACUGGCAACAUGUAUGGUGCCAACAACGCACCUCAAGAAUGGUAUCGCACCUUCGACGAAGCCGCUCAGUCCGUGGGUUUUGUCCGGUCGUCUUUCGACAAUUGCCUCUAUUUCUUUCGGGACUCCAGUAAUGUGUUGCAAGGUGCUCUAGGGGCACACGUAGACGAUACCAUGACCCUCAAACAUAGAUUUCCUUAUAGAAAGUGGAGGGUGGGGACUGGCGAAUUUUGCGGCGUUUUCUACUCUCAAGACCUCGCCUCGUUCGAAAUCUCGUACCAGCAACAAGAGUAUGCCAAGCAUCUCCGACCCAUCAACUUGUCGAGAGAACGGCGGCAGGAUCGAGAGUCCAAGGCAACACCCAAGGAGGUGGCAGCCUUGAGAGCUGUGAAUGGGGCCGCGAACUGGCUGAGCAGUCAAUCCAGACCUGAUCUGGCCGUGCAGACUUCGUUCAGUCAGCAGGUGUUUCCAGAGCCCCGUGUGAAAGAUUUGCUUUCUGCAAAUCAGCUUGUUCAGAGAGCUCGCCAGCAUUCGGAGGUCAGCGUCACAGUUCGGGACAUCCCGAUGCAGGAUCUCGCUGUAGCCUUCCAUAGUGAUGCCGGGUUUGCCAAUGCUAGGGCUAACGGCACCCAGGCCGGGUACAUCUUAGCCUUCGUCCACAGGGAUCUUAAUCAUGAUAAAGAUUCCCCAUGGUCCCCUUUCGCUUGGAAAUCGUAUAAGAUGCCUAGGGUAGUGGCAUCCACCUUAGCGGGUGAAACGCAGAGCUUUGCAGCAGCCAGUGGACUAGCCGAGUGGGUUAGCCUGAUGCUUUGUGAGGCAGUUGGUGGGGUUUUUGACCUUCGGGAAGCUAGUCUUCACCUCCGUAAAGUCCCCAUAAUCGGCAUCACAGACUGCAAGUCGUUGUACGAUGCUCUGCACUCUCCGUCUUCCCCAUCAAAGGCGGAAGACAAGCGAGUAGCUAUCGACCUAGCUGUAAUCAGACAAAGCAUGGACAGAACGAACAUGCAGGUUCGGUGGUGUCCCUCAGAACUUAUGCUUGCAGACGCACUCACCAAAGACCAGGCAGAUCCGGCAGACCUGCUUAGAGCAGCACUUGCUUGGGGAAGGUACCACCUUUCCUCCGAGGCCACCGUUCUGGCCCAGAAGAAAAAGGCUCGGGAAGACCGCCAGCAUCGGACUUGUCUCGACAUGUCCGAGCAACCUUCAAAGGACAUCGCCCGUCAGAUGAAGGAGCUCUUGCACCAAGCAGUAGAAGAAGAACGCCUCAACGAGGUCAUGCAGGUGAUCAAUGGUCCCGAUUCUGCCUCCUCCAGCACAACAUCAGGACCCAUGCCUGGUGCUAUGACGGAUGCUGCCAAGCGUCUUCGAAGCGAUGAUGGAUGGGAUCUGGUCACCGCUGUGCAUGCUGGUGCAACCAGGCCUGGGAAUACCAAGCAGCUUCCUGUUCGUCCGAAGGCUGCUGUGAGGACAGCCGCUGCUCCUCCUCCUGGACGUCAAGGACUCCCAGAUGGAGUUCACUCCGUCGAGGAGUGGGGCCGCACAGUCUGUGAGCUUCCCAAAGUGGCUAAGCGCAACCAGUCCUACCAAGAGCUCGUGGCUGCCGCUCCUGGCGAGGAGGAGCUGCGCAAGUACUUGCUGAAGUACGUGCUCACCUACAAGGGUACCAGUGUCAAGGUUCAUGAUUUGCGCCGCUACCUUGAGCAUAUCCACUACGAGCAGCUGACGGCACCGGCACGCACCUACAUGCCCGGCAGCACCACGGUGGAGCGCAAGCUGAAGUGA
Molecule: messenger RNA, 5583 nt
Organism: Symbiodinium pilosum
Lineage: Eukaryota; Dinophyceae; Suessiales; Symbiodiniaceae
Source: the annotation of a GenBank genome assembly